Messenger RNA from Sinocyclocheilus rhinocerous, 2503 nucleotides. Its product is annotated as ras-related protein Rab-3C-like. The transcript has 5 exons. Gene Ontology annotation, molecular function: GTP binding; GTPase activity. Lineage: Eukaryota; Metazoa; Chordata; Actinopteri; Cypriniformes; Cyprinidae. The record is from RefSeq and is a predicted model, not a curated record. Bases 94 to 765 code for a protein of 223 amino acids.
GGUUGAUGUUGAUGCUCAGAGGACACGGAGUGAUCCGAGCAUCACCGGGAACCGACUGAAUUAUCGUGCCAAAUCUCUUUGGGCUUCGGUAGGAUGCGUCAGGACGGAUCCAUGCAGAUGGCUGCGACACAGAAAGAAGGAUCUGACCAGAACUUCGAUUACAUGUUCAAACUGCUGAUCAUCGGCAACAGCAGUGUAGGAAAGACGUCGUUUCUCUUCCGGUACGCUGACGACUCCUUCACGUCAGCGUUUGUGAGCACGGUGGGCAUCGAUUUCAAAGUCAAAACCGUCUACAAGAACGACAAGAGAAUCAAACUGCAGAUAUGGGAUACUGCGGGGCAGGAGAGAUACCGCACCAUCACCACGGCGUACUAUCGUGGAGCCAUGGGCUUCAUCCUCAUGUACGACAUCACUAACGAGGAGUCGUUUGGAGCGGUGCAGGACUGGUCAACCCAGAUAAAGACAUACUCCUGGGACAACGCGCAGGUCGUCCUGGCGGGAAAUAAGUGUGACAUGGAAGAGGAGAGAGUCGUGUCUUCAGAUAGUGGCAGACUGCUGGCAGAGCAGCUGGGUUUUGAAUUUUUUGAAACGAGUGCCAAGGACAACAUCAACGUGAAGCAGACCUUUGAGCGUCUGGUGGAUAUAAUCUGCGACAAGAUGUCAGAGAGUUUAGAGACUGACCCCGCCGUGACCACAGGCACCCAGGGAACGGCCCGGUUAACGGAUAACCCUCCUCCACUACAGCAGCCCAACUGUGCCUGUUAGUGCUCAGUUUACAUAGUAACAUAAGUGUGUGUGUUUGUAACACCUUUAGAUAGAUGCAUAUAUCCUUUAAUGUCAUAGAAUACAGGUGCUGGAACAACUUGAAUCUGAUCAGUGCAUGUCAGGAGUCAUGUGACCCUUUACACCCAAUGGAAACAAAGCUGUCACAUGGAUGCAGUCUUGAUGAACGGCAAGCAGUUUUUCAGUGUUUUAAAAAGCAGUAUGGAUAAACCGCUUGAAAAAUAUUAAUAUGUUGCAUUUCUUUGGUCAUCAGUUUUUGGUAUAUUUGGCCUGUGAGUCUGUUGCACCACUAGGAGCCGUUCAAACAGGACAAGUUCUCGUAUUCCAAAACAUAAAGCCACAAUGCAGGGGUCUUGAGGUGCUUUUUAAAAUGAUAAGAUGCAGCGGCAAAAGACAUCUGUCUGAUGCAUGUGAAAACAGACCAAACGAACCUAGGACGCAAGAAUGUGUUGUGUACGAAUGCUACUUUUGCCUGUUUUGUUCCAGCACCUUUGCACUAGAGUCACAUCCGUCUAUACGGUACCUAGUUCAUUCUGACACUCUGUUUUCUUUACUGUCAAUCAAAGUCCUAACGGCCUUUACAGCACUGUUAUUUAAUUCGUCAAGACUUCGUCCACAUACAUGCAGCGGCUGUUUAUGAACUAAUGACUUUGAGCACCACCGAACUGACCUUUCGCUAAGCCCAACCCCCUUAGUUAUUAGUAAAUGUAGUUACGAAUAAAAACGUAGUUACGAAUUAGUUUAGAAUAAACUGGAGAUUUUUGUGAACUCUUUAUGACUAAGUACAAUUAAACUGAGCCUUUCACUAAGCUCCGCCCCCUUAGUUACAAAUAAAUGUAAUUUUGUAAUUAUGAAUAAACUUAAUUACAUGGAUAAAAAUAUAGUUACUAAUAAUAAAAAUUUUGAUUUUUGUGAACCCUUUAUGACUGAGUACGAUCAAACUGACCUUUCCGUAAGCUCCGCUCCUUUUGUUACAUAUUAACCUCAUUUAAAGUUACGAAUAAAAACUAAGUUGCGAGUUUGUUUAAAAUAAACUGGAAAUUUUAUUGGAUUGGAUCUAACCUAACUUUAAUUCUCCACCAAAGUUGGGGCUUAACAAAUGUCGUUACGACUAAAAACAUAGUUAAGAAUUAGUUUAGAAUAAACUAGAGAUUUUCGAUAAAUUUAUGAAUUUGAACACGAUAGCAACUGAUCUUUCGCUAAGCUCCACCCCCUUAAUUACAAAUAUAUGUAAUUUUGCAGUUAUGAGUAAACGUAAUCACAUAGUUACAUAUAAAAAAGUAGUUACUAAUUAGUUUAGAAUAAACUAACGCUUUGAGCACGAUCAGACUGACCUUUCGCUACGCCCCUUAGUUACGAAUAAACGUAGUUACAAAUAAAAACGUAGUUGCAAAUUAGUUUCUUUAUGAGUAAGAGCUCGAUCAAACUGACCUUUUUCUAAACUCCACUUCUAUAGUUGCGAAUAAAUAAAAAAUCUAAUAAAAACUUAGUUACGAAUGAGCGUAAACUGGAUAUUUUUGCAAACUGUGAUUUUUUUAAUUUUAUUUUAUUUUUCAAAUACUUUUGGAUGAUUCUAAAUUGACACAUUUUAAAUUUUAAAAAAUGUAAAUAUAAUUACAUAAUCACACAGGACAUCCUGUCUGGCAACAGUUGCUAAUGUAGGAUUGGCCAGAUUUUGUUUUAGGGUGGGGCUUAGUGAAGGGUCAGGUGCUCAAGGGAA